GAGCGCGGGCGGCUGGGAAAUGGCUGCUGCCAGGGUGCGGGGGCGCAGCAAAAGCGGGGAGCUGGGGGAGUCUGGCCGCCCGGCCCUGUACUUCUGCGGGAGCAUUCGCGGCGGACGCGAGGACAGGACGCUGUACGAGCGGAUCGUGUCUCGGCUGCGGCGAUUCGGGACAGUGCUCACCGAACACGUGGCGGCCGCCGAGCUGGGCGCGCGCGGGGAAGAGGCUGCUGGGGGUGACAGGCUCAUCCAUGAGCGGGACCUGGUGUGGCUGCAGCAGGCGGACGUGGUCGUGGCAGAAGUGACACAGCCAUCCCUGGGUGUAGGCUAUGAGCUGGGCCGGGCUGUGGCCUUCAACAAGCGGAUCCUAUGCCUGUUCCGCCCGCAGUCUGGCCGCGUGCUUUCGGCCAUGAUCCGGGGAGCAGCAGAUGGCUCUCGCUUCCAGGUGUGGGACUAUGAGGAGGGAGAGGUGGAGGUGCUGCUGGAUCGAUACUUCGAGGCUGAUCCUCCAGGGCAGGUGGCUGCCUCCCCUGACCCACCCACUUGACUUAAUCUCACUUUCUUAAAUUCUUCUGUUCUCAGACACUGCUCUAGUACCAUUCCUUCCUGUUAGCCCCAGGAGCAAAUUAAAAGGUACAGUUAAAAUCCUAA
Piliocolobus tephrosceles (Ugandan red Colobus) is the source of this 648-nucleotide messenger RNA. RefSeq names its product 2'-deoxynucleoside 5'-phosphate N-hydrolase 1 (gene DNPH1). The transcript has 4 exons. Gene Ontology annotation, biological process: deoxyribonucleoside monophosphate catabolic process. Lineage: Eukaryota; Metazoa; Chordata; Mammalia; Primates; Cercopithecidae. Gene Ontology annotation, molecular function: 5-hydroxymethyl-dUMP N-hydrolase activity. Gene Ontology annotation, cellular component: nucleus. The record is from RefSeq and is a predicted model, not a curated record. The coding region runs from base 20 to 544 and encodes 174 amino acids.